Messenger RNA from Pseudocercospora fijiensis CIRAD86, 720 nucleotides. RefSeq lists its product as uncharacterized. Bases 64 to 414 code for a protein of 116 amino acids. The record is from RefSeq and is a predicted model, not a curated record. The transcript has a single exon. NCBI's taxonomy places the organism in Eukaryota, Fungi, Ascomycota, Dothideomycetes, Mycosphaerellales, Mycosphaerellaceae.
GGGAGUCACAGCUCUGCGACUCGUUGCUCGCCCGGCAUCUGUGAGUCGUUUCUCCGCACCGAGAUGCCUGUCAACUUGCAUCGUGAGCAAUGGGAAGCGGUCUCCAACAUGCUGCGUGCAGUAGGCAAGGAUCUGAAGCACUUGUCGAUCGAACCUGUCACAGUUGCGCCCUUGGUUGUAUUCUUGUAUCCCGCAGAGAUUCGAAUGGAGCGUACUCAGUUGCUUCAUCGAGCACGAAGCGAUCUUUUCCCUGCCGCUCAUCGCCGCUAUUGCGAGGCACACCCAAGCUUUCCCAGACUUGCUCUUGAUGCUUUGCAAUCUGCCCAACUGCUCCUCGGCUUAUGGCGGGUGGUCUCCGGAGAUUGUGAAGGACUGGUCGCGCUCGGAUUGCACAUAGGCAGAUGUCCUGUGUGAGGUCACUAUAUGCGCAGAAUCGAUGGUGGGCUGGCUGAUCAGGGUUGUCAACGAUCAGAUAGUUCUUUCAAGGUCGCUGAGGUCGCUGGAUUGCCCCAAGACAAGGAGUUUCCGCCAUUGUCCUUUUCGCGCUUUGUUUGUUGGGUAGUGAGCUGAUUUUCUGGCGUCUUGCGAGACGUUUGAGCAUUUUGGCGCAAUGACACCGGUACCAUGCAUGGGAUAGAAGAAUGUUGGUUGUUUGAAGAGGACAAGACGGAAAAUUUGACUCCGACGGCUUCAAGGUGUCUUGCAGUACAGAGUCUGGCG